Molecule: messenger RNA, 840 nt
Organism: Ascoidea rubescens DSM 1968
Lineage: Eukaryota; Fungi; Ascomycota; Saccharomycetes; Ascoideales; Ascoideaceae
Gene: SAR1
Product: Arf family GTPase SAR1
Exons: 2
Coding region: 103-672 (189 amino acids)
Biological process (GO): endoplasmic reticulum to Golgi vesicle-mediated transport; intracellular protein transport; membrane organization
Cellular component (GO): endoplasmic reticulum exit site; COPII vesicle coat
Molecular function (GO): GTPase activity; GTP binding
Source: RefSeq, a predicted model, not a curated record
CUUUGUCAGCAAUUUUUGUCAGUUUACAACACACAGGUAUAGAAGAGACUAGAUAGGAUUAGUCGCAGGCAUUUAUUUGGUAUUUGAAUUCAUUGAUCAGAAAUGUGGAUUUUUAAUUGGUUCCAAGAUAUUUUAGCGUCUUUAGGAUUAUGGAAUAAACAUGGGAAACUAUUGUUUUUAGGAUUGGAUAACGCUGGUAAAACCACCUUGUUACACAUGCUUAAGAACGAUAGAUUAGCUACAUUACAACCUACAUUGCACCCAACUUCGGAAGAAUUAUCAAUUGGGAAUAUCAAAUUCACUACAUUUGAUUUGGGAGGCCAUCAACAAGCCAGAAGAUUAUGGAAGGAUUAUUUCCCAGAAGUUGAUGGAAUAGUUUUCUUAGUUGAUGCAGCAGACUAUGAAAGACUUGAGGAAAGUAAAGCAGAAUUGGAUGCAUUGUUUGCUAUUGAGGAGUUAUCCAAGGUCCCAUUUUUAAUUCUUGGUAAUAAGAUUGAUUCUCCUAGAGCCAUCAGCGAAAAUGAAUUAAGACAAGCCUUGGGAUUAUUUGGAACAACAGGCAAAGGAAUCGUUCCAUUAGAUGGAAGAAGACCAGUGGAAGUAUUUAUGUGUUCUGUCGUUAUGAGACAAGGGUAUGGAGAAGGUAUUAGAUGGUUAUCGCAAUAUAUUUAAAUGAUCCGGUGGUCUAUUCAGUGAUUGUAUGGAGCUUUUCCUCAGAUAUUUCUUAGAUAUCUCUCAGACCUUUGCAGAUUUAUUUUGUUUCAUUUAUUUGUUACCUUUCUUUUUGUAAUCUCAAUAAUUUUAAUAUAUUUUUAAUACAUUCUACAAAUUUACUUAUCC